AUGGCUGCACCGUUGUUUGCUUGGCCUUGGGAAGCUUUAGGUGGUUACAAGAGUCUUCUAUAUGGUGUGUUUCUAGCCAAAGCAUUGUAUUCAAGAUACUAUCAAGAGGAAGCCAUGAAAGACACUUGGUGCCUUCACAUUUUCAUCAUUUGUAUGCUAAGGCUAAUGUUGUACCAACUAUGGACUUCUUACAGCAACAUGCUUUUCCUCACUCGCAACCGCUUGAUCGUCAAGAAAGGCGUCGAUUUCAAACAGAUUGACCAAGAAUGGAAUUGGGAUAACUUUAUUUUACUACAAGCCAUCGUAGCAGCUUUGAUGUCACCAAAGUUUGAAGCUUUACCUCUGUGGAACAAAGGCGGAUUCACGGCGGCGCUUGUGCUUCACGUGGCGGUCUCAGAGCCACUUUUCUACAGCAUACACAAAUGCUUCCAUGGAAAUUACCUUUUUACCCGCUACCAUGCCCUCCAUCAUUCGUCCCCUGUACCACAGGCUUACACAGCUGGGCAUGCUUCUUUCUUGGAGCAACUGUUGCUGACGGUCGUGAUUGGGGUGCCGAUUAUUGGGUCGUUUGCGGUGGGCCGUGGGUCGAUGAGCUUAAUCUACGCCUAUGUAUUGGUCUUUGAUCUGUUGAGAUGCUUGGGCUAUUCUAAUGUGGAGAUUAUCCCACAUCGGGUUUUUGAUGCAAUCCCAUUUCUCAAGUACAUGAUCUAUACUCCAACGUACCAUAGCUUGCAUCAUGAUGAGAUGAACACAAACUACUGCCUUUUCAUGCCGCUUUUCGACGCUUUAGGAAACACAUUGAACGAAAAUUCAUGGGAUGCCCACCGUAUAAACAGUUUAAAUUCAGGUAAAAACGGAAGGGUCCCGGAUUUUGUGUUCCUAGCGCAUGCGGUUGACCUGUCAUCCGGCAUGCAUGCCCCUUUUGUAAACCGGUCAAUGGCAGCCUUGCCUUACUGCACGAGAAUUUAUAUGUUGCCGCUUUUGCCCCUGUCGUUUUUGGUCAUGCUAAUCAUGUGGGCUAAAUCAAAGACCUUUUUGAUAUCGUAUUAUAACCUUAGGGGUCGGUUGCACCAGACUUGGUCUGUUCCGCGGUUCGGUUUUCAGUACUUCUUGCCGUUUGCUGCCGAGGGCAUAAAUAAUCACAUUGAAGAGGCUAUUCUUAGAGCUAAUCGGUUGGGAGUCAAAGUUAUCAGCCUUGCUGCUCUGAAUAAGAAUGAGGCUCUUAAUGGAGGCGGAACACUGUUCGUUAACAAACACCCGGACCUUAAAGUUCGAGUCGUGCAUGGGAACACUUUAACUGCAGCCGUGAUCCUCAACGAAAUCCCCCAAAACGUGACCGAAGUUUUUCUAACCGGAGCCACUUCAAAGCUCGGCAGAGCUAUUGCUCUCUAUCUUUGCAGAAAACAAGUCCGAGUCCUGAUGUUGACUCUAUCGACCGAAAGAUUCAGAAACAUUCAGAAAGAAGCACCAGCGGAUUGCCAAAAGUAUCUUGUCCAGGUGACUAAGUACCAAGCAGCCCAAAACUGUAAGACAUGGAUAGUGGGAAAGUGGAUCACACCAAGACAGCAAAAUUUCGCGCCGUCUGGAGCUCAUUUUCAUCAGUUUGUGGUCCCUCCGAUUUUGCAUUUCAGACGAGACUGUACUUAUGGCGACCUUGCUGCCAUGAGGCUGCCAGACGAUGUUGAAGGACUCGGCUCGUGCGAGUACACGAUGGAGAGAGGUGUGGUCCACGCGUGCCACGCGGGCGGCGCGGUGCAUGCCUUGGAAGGAUGGACGCAUCACGAAGUCGGGGCUAUAGACGUUGACCGGAUUGACUUAGUCUGGGAGGCUGCAAUGAAGCAUGGGUUGAAGCCGGUCUAA
Messenger RNA from Striga hermonthica, 1860 nucleotides. The record is from the annotation of a GenBank genome assembly. NCBI's taxonomy places the organism in Eukaryota, Viridiplantae, Streptophyta, Magnoliopsida, Lamiales, Orobanchaceae.